Molecule: messenger RNA, 3497 nt
Organism: Ectocarpus sp. CCAP 1310/34
Lineage: Eukaryota; Phaeophyceae; Ectocarpales; Ectocarpaceae
Source: the annotation of a GenBank genome assembly
UCUCUUGGCUGCACGCGGUGUCAGCAUCACCAUCCGAUCUCCGCCAACGCGCGCGCACCCACCCGUCAGAACUUUUGAGAGGAAGCACGAAAGCGAAGAAGUGGAGACUGGUAACGUUGGUCGUCAUCAUCGCGCUCAGUUGGGUGUUUGCCGACAAACAGGGGAAGCAGCAGUUCGAAGACAAGACACUUAGCACCCGAGCUCGCUAGCGCACCGGCGUGCAGCCAGCCAGGGUCAGGAUGGCCAAGGUCGGGGCGAUAGCGGGACGCAUGUACCACAUGGCCUUGUUCUUCCUGUUGAGCACGAUCGUGUUGGGGGCCGCCUUCAUCGCGACCUCGAUGUCCUCGCGGUUCUUCAAGUGGUCGGUGGAAGGGUGCUCCGCGUUCGGUAACGUAGCCAUCCCCGGCAGCAGCGAUCUGAUCGUCGACUUCAACCUCGACAUGACGGUGGACAUCGGCUGGAGGGAGUUCACCGUGACCAGCCUUGACCAGGGGACCGAGACGAUGGGCGAGUGCUUGGGUGAGCUCAAGCAAGGGCAAACCUACUCCAUCGGAGACUACCAGGACAACAAUGCCUCCCUGGCAGGACUGGGCAUGGUGGCCUCUUGGGCCCUCGGCGUGCUCGUGGCACUCUACACGUUCGUGGCUUUGCUGGGGGCCAGGCAUGGGCAGAGGAGGGGGGGCGUGUCCCUCAAGAUGCUGACGAAUUGGUGUGCCUUGUUCACCGUUGGUUUGGUAACCGCCACGACGGUGUUUUGGUGGCUGAUUGAGGGCAAGUUCGGGAAGCGUCAGGAGUCGUUGGCCCCCCGCCUGUUCCAGAGGGUAGAGGAGGGGGCGGAGCUGUGCAGCAACGGCAGCACGGAGGACCAGUGCAAUGAAGCCACUUGGUCGAUGGACGCCCCUGGCUGGGCCCUCUCUAUGGGCGUGACUGCGAUGUUCGCGUUCGGGGCUGCGACGUUCUUGCUCUGGAUCAUCGCCCCCCGCGUUGACCACCUGAAUAGCGGCAUCGAGGAGAUCGAGGUGGUGGAACCCGCUAAGCCACCUGUCGGAAACAUCGUCAUGGAGAAGACGCCGCUGCCGGAAGAAAAGACCAGGGGAAAAGACCGCCGUUCAGCAAAGACCGGCGUUCGCGCUGGCGGCAAGGCGCCGAGCUCCACGGUGCAGGGCGGAGACCCCGCGGACGCUGGACCCGACCCUAUGACCUACGCUUUGGAAGAGGGCCGCAACAAGCAGCUCGGUUCGGUGGACGACGACGACGACGACGAAGAGGUGGUUUACCAGAAUCACCAGGUCCACCACGCCGUUAUCAACCACAGCAACCCCAACCCGACACAGAUGGUGGAGGACCAAGGGGCGAGGCAGCAGCAGCAGCAGCAGCAGCUCAACAGGGGGUACAGCCGUGCCACGAGCGGCGGGAGCUACGCCACCGGCGGUGGUCGUUCCUUCGACGAACGAUCCGAGGGUGACUACUCCGAGACGGCCUCGUCCUCGCAGUACUACGGGGGGGGGCACGGGGGGCAAUCGUUCAUGUCGAGCAGUAGCAGAGGGGAAAGCGACGAGUACCGCUAAGUCGCGAGAAGGAAGCCACGAAGGGGGGGUUGUUUUGGUCUAGCGGUUGGUUGGAACCGGUUUGCAGAGAACGAGGUGCUUUUCUGGUAUGUUCAACCAUAUGAGAGGAUUAACAUGUUGAAUGCGUUUCUGGUGUGUGCAGCCAUGAGAGGAUGGACAUGUCGUAUGAGUGCGUUUCCAGCAUGAUAUGGUCAACCGUAUGAGAGAAUUGACAUGUCGGUGCGUUUCUGGAAAGUGCAAUCGUUAGAGGAUGGACAUGUCGAGUGAUAACCUUUCUGGUAUGUGCAACCAUGUCAGAGGAUGGGCUUGUCCAGCAGGAGUUUCAGUCGAGAGUACCAUGGGCGUUCUGGUGUGUAUGGUGUGUGUGUUUCGCACUACGGCAGGUUUUGCCUGUGGCAGCAGUGCUCCUGUGGAAUAGAACAUCGUUCACUUACUGUAAAACUGCUUUUCCCCGCAGGCGAAACUUGUUUGUACGCCUCAAGGGGAGGGGACGUCUUUCGUUUAUCGAUCAAGCCGUUACCAAAUGCGGCUCGUCAUUAUACCAGACCUCUUGUUGUUCGCAUCCAGAGGUGCUUCUCUGUUGCUGCUACUGGCACAGUUAUUGGCUGUAGGUGUUGUGCUUAUUGGUGGCUGGCCCCAAUUCCUUGCGCGAAAACGGAUGUUACGUGAUGUCUUUGCAUGGGGGGGGGCGGGAGUGGUUCAUUCUCGGGGAUGGAAACAACAAUCGUGUACGUAUCAUAUUUGGAGACAAAAAAGAGACAAUGUUUGUCCUGCAGCACCUUGAUGCUUUUUUUGUUCUUCUGUUGCCCUUGGAAAAUGGUCGGGCGUUGUAGACUGGCGUCCUCCGGAUUGCGCAUUAACUCCGUACGUGUGUUCUGUGAUGUACCACAGUAGUUCUGGCUUGUUGGGUUUGUGUGGAUCCGCUGAUGAUACGGACGCGAUGCCUGAAGCCAUUAGCAAAUCAUGCCACUUCGUUGCUCCGCCUUCAGAGCCGUCUUCUCAAGUCGUUCGCGUGUAUCGUCCAAGCUGUCGAAUCUCGCGGCCUUUUGCUAGGGUACGCAGUAGCAUUUGCGCGGUUUUUCGAUUACGUAUACCGAUGUGUUCCCUCAUUCGACGGAGAAGGUUGUUACGGUGGGAUGCUUUUGGUGAGGGGGCGGGGGCGGCGAUUUGUGAACACUCCCCAAUGCGCGCCCCAAGUUGUGUGGGGUGUUUGUUGUGUCGUCUAUGUUCGUCUUGUCAUGAGUCGCGUGCCUACGUAGCGGAACCUUGGGACUUGAGUGAGUACGUCCCUGCUCAGCGAUAAGUGUUCCGCUGUCUGUCCUCUGGCCAGGCUAAUUAUGUUGCAGCGCACGUUGCGUCCUGUCUUUCGCCGUUUUUUUUUCCCGGCCGCGGCCCAGGCAGGCGCGGUGUGGAUCAUGUAGUGUUUCGGCCUCUGUUCAAUGUUGAGUUAUUUGUCGAUUUGGUGUGGAUCUAUAUCAUAUUCUAUUUUGUUCGUCGAACGUCCCGUUUUAUGUCGACGUCCGCUUGUUGCGGGCACGACGGACGUCUCUCGCGGGAACGAUGGCGGUGCUGAUGCUUCAUUUGCGCCGAGCGUUCGGUGAUUAACGUUUAUGUAGUCGAUCUGUGUUGUGUAAUGAAUCGCCAAGGUAGUAGUUUUGACAGGACAACGUUGACUGGAAAUCAUUCGGUGAAUGUUCGAGGUAGCCUUAAUUGAUAUAUAUAUAGCCUUCAACCGGGAAGAAAAGGCGAACAUUAAUCGAGGCGUUUGCGUACAGUGGCGAUGCUGAUGGGGUUGUUGUGAAGUGACCCAAUCCCCACUGUCUGUGGUCGGUCGCUCGUGCGACGCCAGGAUUGAGGGGGCCCACGUCCCCACUAGGAAAUUCUGACACCAGGCAGGCCACCAAGGCAUGUUCAUGCUAUGAUGGUACC